CGAGCGCAGGGAGAAAGACUAAAGAAGCUGUGUGUGAAAUCUGUCUACAGCCUCGCGCCAUUCUCAAGCCUACUCAAAUGCGCUCUCUCUGAGGAACCUCUUUACCAUAUGUCUUCGCUAAAAUGGCUGCUGGAAGACAAAUAAUGGCUCCACAGGGAGUUCUCUAGCGACCGUAAAAUGUUUACUGAAGACUAGCGCUUUGCUGUGACGUCCGGGCAUGGCGAGCACAUCAGAGUGAGAGCAGAAAAGAUUGUCUUAUGAACCAAUACGAGGAUGACGUCGAGAUCAAAGAAACGCAUUGUUCUUCCCUCCCGUCCUGAGCCCCCCAGUGUAGAUGACAUUCUAGAAGAUGUUCGUGGUGCAGUAGCAUCCGACCCUGUAUUUGUUUGCGAUCUUAGUGAAGAUUCUCUGAUACCUUCUCAGGAGCCCUCCAGUGACAGCGACAGGCAGUACAUGCAGAGCUGCUCCUACGUGCAGUUCAACAACAAGUUAAAAGAAGCCCAGACUGAGCUGAAGGAGAAAUAUGAGUCAUUGAGAGCUUCUGGGUUGAAGCUUGGAAAAGUUAUUGAAGAGUUAAGAGAGGCAGCCAUGUGACUACCACCUUUUCCCAGCAGAUAGAACAAUUGAAUGGUAUUUAAUAUGUAAGUUUCAUUAGUGGGAGUAUUUAUCUUAUUUAAAAUACGGACCAGUACAUGGUCAAGGGAAUCAGAAGUGUGCUGGUGAUCUGUAUAGAAUAUCUUCAAGAAAUGUCUACUGCAUGGAAAUUGUGUUGCUUCAGUAGGUAUGUGCGCAUCUAGUUACAAAUACCAGUUCUCUAUGUGGUACAGUGUAGAAGAUUCAGACCUAGUCAUGGACAUUGUCGGUACUCUGAAAGAGAAUGGAUACCAAGGCUAUGUUGAGCACCAUGAUAAAGCAGCUGGAUUGCUUGCUAUUUCUUCAGCCUCAAUGGCAAUUGAAUCCAGUGUGAUAUCUUUCCUGGUACUUUCUACUCAUUCUCUGCAAGAGUCUUGGCACAGAUGGGUGUCUGAGUGGUGCCUGACUAAUGUUAUUGAGAACAAUCCUGCCAGGGUAGUGCCAAUUUAUGUUGAUUUGCAAGAUACCCAGAAGCCUGGUAUAUUAAAGAUUCUAAAUGGCCUAGAGUAUAAAAGCAAGUAUUUUAAGCAUAAUCUACUACGUACUAUGAGAGCUACAGUCCGUUGCUGAAAAUACUUGUACACUUUUGUUAAUUUAUUUUUAUU
Hyla sarda is the source of this 1238-nucleotide messenger RNA. It is a transcript of the gene C1H19orf25, whose product is annotated as chromosome 1 C19orf25 homolog. The record is from RefSeq and is a predicted model, not a curated record. Lineage: Eukaryota; Metazoa; Chordata; Amphibia; Anura; Hylidae. Bases 274 to 594 code for a protein of 106 amino acids. The transcript has 3 exons.